AAUAAACAAUUGUCUUUUCUGAUAUUUGUUUUUGCUUCUUCUUUUCGCUAUUUCUCCUUCUUUGGCUUGCUUCCUUUUUCCCUUUUCUUCUGUUAUAACCCAUGGAGGAGGACCAAAGACGUCGCCCACCCCGGGCUGUAAACAUAAUUCGUCCCUCCUCUCCAAUGCUGCAAGCAUUCAGACGCCCUUACUUUUUAGCCCACCAGAACAAUAACAACAAUGCUCUCAAUAACGAGCAUUCUUCGACAACGACGCCAUCGAUCACAACCGCAGGCUCAAUGACCUCCUCGACGUCCACAUGGUCUUCGUCGUCAUCUUCGAUUCUCUCAAAUGAGCAACAACAGGCCUACAGCAAACUCAAUGGCGGUUUUGUUGUUCAUAAUCGACCUGGUUCGCCAUUCACUUCUGUUCGAUCGCCCUCGCCCACUGGCUGGUCUGUGAUUGCCAAGAAUAUGCAGCAGUAUCAUCGACCCAUGUCGCCGCUGGGUUAUCGUACUCAGCAACAACAGCAGCAGCAGCACAACUAUACGCCACUAUCUCGGAUCGCAUCCGCGCUGUCACAGAUGUCUACUGAUAGUACGGAUGAAGAAGACGAAAUAGACGAUGACGACAACGAUAACUCGGACAUCGAGGACAAUAGUGAUGAUGAUAUCACGCCCGACGGGUCGUCGUCAGAAGAAGACGAGCCUGAAGUCGUCGCCAGGAUGAAACAAGGAUGCACGAUUUUGAACGGCAGGGGCGAGUUUGUCACCAUCAACAACGACCAACAAUCCACCGUCAGUAGUACUAGCAACAAUACCAAUAUUCAUGGUGGUGCAAAAUUGAAUCGCAAGAUAGCCGACUUGGAGAUCGAAAUCAACUCGCUAUCCACGGUCAAUGCCUCUUUGGAAGAACAGACUCGCCAACAAGCAGCACGUAUUGCAGAACUCGAGCGUUUGAUUACACAGAGGCAAGUGGAUACCUCGUUACCUCCCACGCCCGUUUCCAUGACGUUUUCUGAGAGGAACGAAGAUGGUAGCACUAGUAGUGACGAGGAUGAUGAGGAGAGCAGUGAUAAGGAAGCAGAUCAAGUAUUUGAGCGGAUAAAGGGCAUGCUUCAAGUGCUUAUCGAACAAGCACAGCGUGCCAUUGCUGCUCAAAGCAAAACAAGCGGACGCGUUCUCCUCCACUCCUCUUCUGGUAUCGGUACUGCUGCUGCUGCUGGUACUUCAACUGCUGCAACUGCAGGCCCAGUCAAUAUCAUGAAUUUUGAGCGCGCCUCAACACCUGUCCGAACACAACGUCAACGUAGUGCUAGCAGAAACUCGGUGGUGUCUUGUCCUCCCGAGAUACGACCGCGACCUGCAAACAACCGCCGCUCUUGGCCUACUGUUACUACAAGCAAUAGCCGCUUAUUGCGUAUGGCGACGCAAACACCACAACAGCUCACUGGACGGCAACGGUCCCAGUCCAUGAUCCGAGCAAACUCUUCGCCAUUCCAUUAAUACCACCAACACUGCCACCUCAUCAAUGCGACAAGUUUCCCACAAUCUCUUACACUACUCUAAAACAUCGAUCUAACAACGCUGUCAUCAGAAUGUGUGGAUAAUACACACAACGUAUCUAUGCCCUUCCUUUUCUCCUUGGAUUCCCUUUUACUAUCACCAAUUUUAUAUACGCCAUUGCCCCCAGCUAUUUACUCCAUACUAUGUUCGUCAACCAUUUCUCUUUCCUUUAUGUAAUUUUUUUGUGGGUCGCCUGCCUCUACUAUCUCUAUCCCUCGCUCUCUGUCUCUUAACCUUAAUACAUACAUAUGAACCUUCUUCUUCUGUAUAUUUUCUUUGUCAUUUUCCUUUUCUUUUACUUGCAGUUGUCUAUUAUUAAUUUCAAAAAGUUUCCUUCAGAACCA
This is a messenger RNA of Zychaea mexicana, 1888 nucleotides long. RefSeq lists its product as uncharacterized. The record is from RefSeq and is a predicted model, not a curated record. The transcript is spliced from 4 exons. Lineage: Eukaryota; Fungi; Mucoromycota; Mucoromycetes; Mucorales; Lichtheimiaceae. Bases 102 to 1484 code for a protein of 460 amino acids.